UGUAUAUGAGCGCAGGCGGCGGGAUCUCUCUCCCUUUUACCGCCAUCGGAGCGGAGUGUCUUUCUUCCACCCGGACCUCAUCACUGCGCAGCCCCGCUUCACCACCUCCGGCCGCACAGCGAAGCAUCACUCGAGACUCAGCUGAAAUGGCAGACAUCGACAACAAAGACCAGGCUGAGAUGGACCCGGCAGAUAUGGAGGAUGUGGAGGAUGUGGAAGAAGAGGAGACAGGAGAGGAUGAAAACAGCAAAGCUCGUCAGCUGACCGUGCAGAUGAUGCAGAACCCACAGAUCCUGGCCGCGCUGCAGGAGAGGCUGGACGGUCUGAAUGGCUCGCCGUCAGGGUACAUGGAGAGUUUACCAAAGAUCGUAAAGAGACGCGUGAACGCCCUGAAGAAUCUGCAGGUCAAAUGUGCCCACAUCGAGGCUAAGUUCUACGAGGAAGUACACGAACUGGAGAGAAAGUACGCCGCCCUCUACCAGCCCCUCUUCGACAAAAGAAGCGACAUUGUGAAAGCAGCCUAUGAGCCCACAGAUGAGGAGUGUGAAUGGAAGGCAGAUGAGGAGGAAGAGCUGACAGUAAGUAAGCAGGACGAGAUGAAGGAGAAAGCCAAGCUGGAGGAGGAGAAGAAGGACGAGGAGAAGGAAGACCCCAAAGGAAUACCCGAGUUCUGGUCAACGGUUUUCAAAAAUGUGGACCUGCUCAGCGACAUGCUGCAGGAACACGACGAACCCAUCCUCAAACAUUUACAAGAUAUUAAAGUAAAGUUCUCAGACCCAGGACAGCCCAUGAGCUUCACGUUAGAGUUCCUCUUUGAGCCCAACGACUUCUUCACAAACACACUGUUGACAAAAACCUACAAGAUGAGGUCAGAGCCCGACGAGAGCGACCCGUUCUCCUUCGAUGGUCCGGAGAUCAUGUGCUGCACAGGCUGCACGAUUGAUUGGACAAAGGGCAAAAAUGUUACGUUGAAAACAAUCAAGAAGAAACAGAAGCACAAGGGCCGCGGCACGGUGAGGACGGUCACCAAAACCGUCCCCAACGACUCCUUCUUCAACUUCUUCAGUCCCCCAGAGGUUCCAGAAAGUGGAGAGUUGGAUGAGGACUCGGAGGCGGUCCUGGCUGCAGACUUUGAGAUUGGCCACUUCAUCCGUGAGCGUAUCGUUCCCCGGGCUGUGCUCUACUUCACAGGAGAGGCCAUCGAGGACGACGAUGACGACUACGAUGAGGAGGGAGAGGAGGCAGAUGAUGAGGAAGGAGAGGAGGAGGCAGAUGAGGAGAAUGACCCUGAUUAUGAUCCCAAGGUUUAAGUGAUGACAGUAGAAAAAUAACCCUAUCCUGAAGGAUGCAGCCCCCCCAGCUGAGUGCAAGCAGCAGUGAAACCUGGCCCGGCUGCCUCGAGGAUCAACUGCACUGUAACGGCUUCUCAAAUCUUAAAAUAAAAGAAGAAAAAAAACCACCACAGAUUGAAACAGAAAAUAGUUACUUACCGCCUUAUAAUGUUUUGUAUUUUUCUUGGUAGAGAAUUUGAAGAAGAAAAGUUUCAAGAUUUUUGUUACAAAACUUACGGUAAUAUACUGGGAGCUGCGAGGCUCGAUAUACAUAGUAUUUUACUAGACCUGUCAUCUCUUUUGUCUGUACGAUAGCUGUAAUACAGGAUAAAAAACUCCCUCAAGUAAGCAUGAAUCGUCUCUUCACUGCUAAAACUAGUUUGGGUUCUUGUGAAGUCUUUUGUUGUAUUUGCUCUUAGACAACAGCUGUGGUUUAGACUGUCAAAUUACACCCUUCAUCCCGCCCCCCCCUUUUCUCCUACCAAAGCUCCUGGUUGGUCAGCUCUGGUCGUCCCACGUGGAACAUUUUUACCUUCUAAGCGGGGCGUUGAGUGUAAAAAGCACUGUAGCAUUGUUUUCGGAGGACAGUUUAAUCUCUGCUGAGCGUCGGAUCUACUUUUCCCCCUCUCGACACAUUCCAGUACGCAGCUUCUCCACAAACUGGACGGACUGAUCUCAAAUUGAACCAAAAAACUGAAGUUUGUUUCGCCCCCUUUUUUCGUCCUGGGUCGAGUCUCUUUAACAUUCCAGAGAGUUCUUAGGCUAGCAGUGGCGCUGUCUUUCCUAUAGCACUUUGUAAUAGCGUGUGUGGCGUCCUAUCGGUGGUUAGCUGUCCCGGUUUCUCCUUGUAAGCAGCACUUAGUAGAGCCCCCCCCCCCGUGGAGACUUGUGCUAUCUGGGUUUUAAAAAAAAGUGCAUUGCCUUCUCUCACCGGUGCAGGAUGAGGCUCUGUCGGACCAGGUGUGGGCAGAUGUAGCACAGAUUAUGAAGAUGGAAGUAUAAACCAGGUUUUCACCCCCCCCCCCCCCCCCCUUUUUUUUUUUUUACCUCAUGUCACUAAUCGGUGGCUGGUCAGGUGAGUAAAACCAGACCUCAGCUCAGCCCCUGAGGUCUUCAUCACUGUGAAAGAAAGAGGGGAAGAGGCCAUUGUUUUGACCAACCUCCCUCCCUCCACUCCUUCCUCUGUUAACCCAGAAAGCCACGGGGGAAGCAUGUCUGAGCAAUACUUAGAAAAAAGCCAGGAGGUGGGAGAAUAAACCGUAGCCCCCCCCCCCCCCCCACCCAUCUUUAAUAAUGCCUUUUUAGUUGAGGACAGCCAGGUGCUGGUUGUGUGGAGAGCCAGGGUACUUCUCCUUCUGCAGGGAGUAUUCAGAUCAGGUUCAUUGGAGAGCGUGUGUGUAGGGUCCUUCUGAGCAGCUGUUGUCAAGGCAAAAUGCUAUGCUACAAAAAUACUAAUGUACUCAAUAACUGUACGUGUAUGUUCCUUCAUAAAUUGGUUAACCAUGA
Eleginops maclovinus (Patagonian blennie) is the source of this 2837-nucleotide messenger RNA. RefSeq names its product nucleosome assembly protein 1-like 1 (gene nap1l1). Lineage: Eukaryota; Metazoa; Chordata; Actinopteri; Perciformes; Eleginopidae. Bases 6 to 1310 code for a protein of 434 amino acids. Gene Ontology annotation, biological process: nucleosome assembly. Gene Ontology annotation, molecular function: chromatin binding; histone binding. Gene Ontology annotation, cellular component: nucleus; chromatin. The transcript has 16 exons. The record is from RefSeq and is a predicted model, not a curated record.